UCUACCCCCGGUCUCAUGACGGGUCGGAUGUUGUAGAACCAGUCUCACCCUCAGGUCGAACCAUCAGGUCUCACCCUCUCUCAGGGUCCGGAUCCUCUGAGCCGCCGCGGCCACGAACACAUCUACCGGAGCUUCUGUGGAACGUGUGAACACCGAGGAGUCGUGAUGACGUCGAGGGAGAGCCGCGGCUUCCGGAAGUCGUCAGCGGAGGCGGCAGCGGGCGGCGUGCAGCAGUGCUGGCAGGCCCAGGGUCAGCUGGAGGACGCCAUCAACAGCGUGCUGAAGGCCGAGCAGCAGCUCAGAGAGAAUGUUCGAGAGGUGCGUGCCGAGCUGCAGAGCUGUGUGAGUCGCCAGCAGGAGGCGCUGCGCUGCAGAGAGGUUUGGCUUCUCGAUCAGAUCGAGCUGCUGGAACAAGUCAAGACGGAAACUCUCCAGCAACAGUUGCACCAACUGCACCAGCUCCGAGGUCAGUUUGAUAUCAUCACUCAUCAGCUGCAGAACAACGACCUGAGCAACCAGCUGACCAGUUGCAUUGAGAAGUUGUCGUCUCUCAGUCUGACUCCAGAGGAAACACCUGACGUGAGUUUCCAUGCCGACACUCGCUCUCUGAGGAAUGCCAUCACCUCGUUUGGCAGCAUCACUGCACAGCUUGUGGAGUGUGUGUCCUCCCAGAGCCCCGCCCCCCAGAAGGUUCAGGUGCAGAAUUACCCAAUCACAGCAAAGAAGCAGACAUCUGAGGUCGGAGCUCUGGGAGACUGGCUGCUGGGAAGUCGUCCAACCAGUAACUCUCCUAUUGGUUCCCUGUCCAGCAAGAACCCUCAGGAUUGGCUGAUGUCACUCAAGGAGAACAAGACUUCCUGUCCCCCCCUGUCCUCUAUGGACUUCCUGGGGGCCUGGGGUCAGCUCAGAGACCUGGAGGCGUGGCUUCUGCAGGACCAGGCGCCUGUCAGCAGAGCGCGGGCAAUCAGCAGCUGCAGCUCCUCCUUCUCCAUCGAAAAAAUAGACGAAUCAGAGUUCACCAUCAACCCCGAUGAGGAGGAGCUGAGCGACUGGCUCAUCACGCCACCCCUUGAUGCGAUGGAGACCGUGCCCGCCGCCGGGCAGUGGCGGCAGGUGUUGAAGCCUUUUAAUGAUGGCUGGUCCUCUUCCGAUUGGCUGGCAGGGUCGAGCCGCCCGGCUGCCGACUGCUCCUCCUGCUGUCAGACCACCAAGGCAGUGGAGAUCGAGAACCUGGGUCAGCUAAAGUGCCUGAAGACCCCGCCCCCAUCAAGCCCCGCCUCCACACAACCCCCUGUCACCCCACCGGCGGCAGUGGUAGAGGCGUGGCUGCAGCAGGCGGUGCCGGUGCAGCCGACCUGCCGGGCCAACGAGGUCUGCUCCACCUACUCCGACUGCGUCUGUGAGGAGAACUGUGGGAGAGACGCUCUGAGCAAGUGGCUGCUGCAGCAGGACGGACGAGACAAGAACGGUGUCCCGGUGGCCAAGGACGCCCCGCCCACCACCAAGAACGCCCCGCCCACCACCAAGAACGCCCCGCCCACCACAACGAACGCCCCGUCUGCUGUGAAGAAGACCCCGCCCACCCUUUACAACAGAGAACAGAAGGUACAGGCCAUCCUGGAUGCCUGGCUGCACCCCUCCUCCCCCUGCUCCCGCCUACUGCCCCUCAGCGCCCCGCUCUCUGAUUGGCUGGUUCCUGAUGAGGAGAAGGCCACAAGGGAGGAGCCCGGCUCCGUGUUCAAGCCCCCCUCCCCCUCCCCGCCGGGGUCAGGAGGUCGUCAAGAUGACAAGUGGCUGUUGAAGAAGAGUCAGGCUCAGGAGCGUCUGCUGUCACCUGUGUGCGACCUGUUCUCCUGCAUGAGCGUGGGCGGAGCCAAAGACAAGUGGCUGCACGAGUCCCCGGUCCAGAUGUGACCUUGACGUUUCUUCUUCUGGCUUGAUUGCCGAUCAACGCACACGAUCACAACAGACUAACCAUCACCGCCUUCGUCCUGUGACAUCACCACGCUUAGCCGCCACCACCCUCCUCCAAUCAGGAUCAGUCUUCAUCUGACGGAACCUGUGAAGUGUUUUUUAACUGUUCAAUGAAUUUCCUGAUUUGAGCCAUUCAACGAUCAGUGUAUUGAUCAGUUAUUGAUCAAGUUCAAACAGGAAACAGAUGAUCCUGGCAGCAGGAGGGGCGGGGUUUAUUUUAAUUAUUCUGGCUUAAACAGCUGUUCUGUGUUUUUAUGUUUUAUCCUUUGAUGCACAUCUUGUCUGAUCUUAGUUUCCGUGACGACACCUGGUCUUUGAGUUUCAUCACUCCUGACGCAGCGGCUGAUUGGUGGAGCUCAUCCUGUGUCGUUAGCCACCUGACAGAUUUACAGAAUUAAGGAGAAACCGCUGCAUUUCCCAGAAUUCCUUGUGUGGAGAACGUCUGUCAGCUGACAUCUCACAUGACUCUGAUUGGUUAUUUUUAUUGCUAUGAUUCGCUUCAGAAAUAAAAGAUGAUGACAUCA
Messenger RNA from Limanda limanda (common dab), 2498 nucleotides. RefSeq names its product nuclear receptor coactivator 4 (gene ncoa4). Lineage: Eukaryota; Metazoa; Chordata; Actinopteri; Pleuronectiformes; Pleuronectidae. The transcript is spliced from 11 exons. Gene Ontology annotation, biological process: response to hormone; intracellular iron ion homeostasis. Bases 166 to 1914 code for a protein of 582 amino acids. The record is from RefSeq and is a predicted model, not a curated record. Gene Ontology annotation, molecular function: transcription coactivator activity.